Messenger RNA from Neopelma chrysocephalum (saffron-crested tyrant-manakin), 4471 nucleotides. It is a transcript of the gene RGMB, whose product is annotated as repulsive guidance molecule BMP co-receptor b. Gene Ontology annotation, molecular function: coreceptor activity. Gene Ontology annotation, cellular component: plasma membrane. The record is from RefSeq and is a predicted model, not a curated record. Gene Ontology annotation, biological process: BMP signaling pathway. The coding region runs from base 155 to 1432 and encodes 425 amino acids. Lineage: Eukaryota; Metazoa; Chordata; Aves; Passeriformes; Pipridae. The transcript has 3 exons.
CUUUGUGCGCGCAGGCACCCGGCCUGGCCUGUCCUCUGACGGGGCCGCCCCGUGGAGCGGGAGGAGGAGCGGAAGCAGGAAGGGCUGAGGAGGAGGAGGAGGGGGAAGGAGAAGCACGGAGGAGGACGUCGCCCGCCCGCGCCGCCGCCACCUCAUGCCGCGGCCCCGUCCUGCCGCCGGGGCUGAGCCGCGGCUGAGCCUCCGGCCGCUCCUGGCCCCGCUGGGGCUGCUGCUGCUGCUGCCGGGCGCAGGUGACUGCCAGCUGCACACAUCUUGUGGAAUCCAGAAGUGCACCACUGAUUUUGUGUUCUUCACUUCCCAUCUAAACGCAGCUCUUGAGGACUUUGAUCUGGAGUUCUGCAAGGCCCUGCGUGCGUACUCUGCAUGUACCUAUCGCAAUUCCAAAGUAUGCCGUGGAAACCUGGUUUACCAUUCUGCAGUACUCGGGAUCAGUGACCUCAUGGCCCAGAGGAACUGUACCAAAGAUGGACCAACAUCCUCCACCAACCCUGGAAUGACCCAUGAUCCUUGCAAUUACAGCAGCCACACAGAAGCCAGAGAACAUCAGGGAGGGGAGAAGACUCCUGCUCCUACUUAUCUAUUUUGUGGCUUGUUUGGUGAUCCACAUCUGAGGACUUUUAAGGAUCACUUCCAGACAUGCAAAGUGGAAGGUGCUUGGCCCCUCAUAGACAAUAACUACUUGUCAGUGCAAGUGACCAACGUGCCUGUGGUCCCAGGAUCCAGUGCUACUGCUACAAAUAAGAUAACUAUUAUCUUUAAAUCAUACCAAGACUGUACAGAACAGAAAGUGUAUCAAGCAGUGACUGAUGACUUGCCUGCAGCUUUUGUGGAUGGUACGACGAGUGGAGGUGAUGGGAACACCAGGAGCUUGAACAUCGUGGAGAAGGUCAGUGGGAAGUACAUCGAGAUGCAUGCCCGGCACAUUGGGACCACAGUAUAUGUGCGGCAGCUUGGACACUACCUGACGCUGGCCAUCCAAAUGCCUCGGGAACUGGUCAUGGCCUACGAAGAGGGUCAGGACCUGCAGCUCUGUGUCAACGGCUGCCCCUCCAGUGAACGCAUUGAUGACAGCGGUCACUUGCCGUUGCCUGUGAUGAGCAAAUUGCUUCCUCAGGGCAGUGCUGCCCAUCCCCGAUCAGUGUACACGCUGGAAACCGCCACCACCAAAUGCCAUGAGAAGAUGCUGGUGAAGGACAUCUACUUUUACUCGUGUGUAUUUGACCUGCUCACUACAGGUGAUGCCAACUUCACAGCUGCUGCUCACAGUGCCUUGCAGGAUGUGGAGGCGCUGCAUCCCAGAAAAGAGCACUGGCAUAUCUUUCCCAGGAGCAGAGGUGGUGCUGUGGGGAGGGAUAGCAAAUUCUUUGUCCAUCUUGGACUCCUGUGCUUUAUCCUUGUUGUGUUUUUGUAGGGGUUUUUUUGUUUUGUCAGUAAACAAAGUUUUGAAAUAUAUAUUGUCAUAAUAUAUUGAGUAAAGAGGAGUAUAUAUGUAUAUACCAUGUAUAUGAAGGGAUGUUUUGUCUUGGGACACCCACCAGAUUGUACAUAUUGUGUUAACUGUUUUCAUAUAUGUUUGAUGCAGUGUUCUUUGUAUCUAUUUGUUUUACAGUUGUUGAAAUGUUUUAUAAUGUCCCUGCACUGGGACCUGAUACAGAGCACUUUAUUUUUUACAUAUUAAAUAUUUAAAUGUGUAUCUGAGUAACUGUGUAUUACACAUAAAAUACUCAGUGCUCCCUCUAAGUAGUACUUGGUUUAACACAUUUUUUUUAAAUUGAAUUAACUUGUGGGUUUUUCCAAGCCAAACAUGGAUAUUUUGAAGCUAGUGAAUGGUCUCUGGAGAGAGCUUAACUUAAAGGGAAGGCUUGCUUUUUUUGACAGGCUCUCCAGUUGUCUGUCUUUUAGAAGCCUACAGAUUUAUAUUUUUUUCAUGCUUGGAAACCCCACAGUGUGUCAGUCUUUGCAAAACAUUUUAGAUGUGGUUCAUCAAUAUACCAGUAAGUAUAUGUGUGUAUGUGAAAGAGUGGCUAUGCAGUGUAUAAAUACUUUGAAUUAUUACAGUAGAAGAAUAGUUGCCUGCCCUGCUGAGGAGCAUCAGUAAUGUGGUGUAAGUGACACCUGGUGGGGUGCAGAGAAAUUGGGGCUGUAGGCCACAUACUGGGCAGGCAAUUUAUAAAUAAAGGCUGUUUAUCUCCUAGCCAAAUAGGAUGGAUAGGAUAUUGGACAGCAGUGUGCUGAAUACAGUUCUUAUACUUCUUGCAGAUGGUUGUUUUCCCUCUACUAAAUAAGAUAUGUAGUUAAAUUUAUGACCAGCAGCUGUAAACCAGGCCAGUUUAUUAAAGAGACAGUGUGUGAGGAACCAAGAGCAGGAACCAUCCCCUCAGGAUACCAGUUGUACAGUUAUUUUGCAGUGUUUGUGGAGAUACUUAGAAGAGCUUUAACACAGUUAUCUGUGUUACUUCUGCAUUCCUCCUGAGAGGUGUUAUAAAAAUCCUCUUUUUAAGUUAUUGGAGAACUCUCAGACCAGAAGAACCCUGGAAUAGAAAAUUAUUUGCCAUAAAACUAAAGAAGAGAUGGUGAAGUUGGGCGAAAAAAUUAUACAGAAGAGUCCAUAAAAUUACAGAUCUUUUUGAACAGGAUGAUCUGCUCAGUAUAUAUGGAAGCUGUAAUAUUUCAUCUGCAGGGCUAAUCACACAGUGUGAAGGUAAAUUGAAAGUGCCAAAAGUUAAAGAAUUUAUGUCAGAUACAUACCAAGACAGACCUAAAAGUGACAGCUUUGAAUGUUACUUCGCUAAGCUCGUGUUACAGCUGCGAUUUGAGCUGUGUGAGGAACAAUCUUAUAUCGUAAAUAUAUCAGCAAAAUGAUCUGUGGAAAUUGCUGUAGAAAGCAAAGGGAGCUUUAAAUAUGUAUAUGUUCACUGUACAGAGAAGGCAGCUGUCAUACCUGCAAGGAUUCACUCUCCCAGGUGUUGAUCUAUCACCACAAGCUCUGCAGAAGGCAGUGUAACAUGUUUAUCAGUAUUUUAAUGCCACAGCCUGUCAGCUGUUACUGACACUACGUUUUUGCCUUUGUCUUCAACAAGCUAGGCGAUGCCUUGGAUAUUAGUGGCUUAUCCAAAACAGUUUUUUAAGUAUCUUCUUAACUAGUGUUUCCUAACCAUAUGCUAACAAUGGCUGAUGAUAGUUCUCUGUAGUUGUGGAGUCUGGCAACUUCUAUAGGAAGCAUGUUGCAGGACUGAGCAGAGACUGUGUGCUUAAUCCUUCAUUUUGUAGGUACAGAAGACUCCUAAACAAGGGUAUUAUGAAAGGAAAUAGUAGGCUUAACUGCCUGUCAAACCAAAAAUACUUUUUUAUUUCCUGACUGGAAGAAAAAUCUGCAUAGAGCAUCUGUUAAGUGGAACGCAACCUGAGAGAACAACCUGGCUUUUGUUCUUAUGGUCAAGUUACGGCCCUUCAGUAUUGCAUUUCCUUUCAGACUGCUGCUGUACUGCCAGAAAAUAGAUCGUCAACUAUUUUCAUUUUCUUACCUUAGCAUUAUGGUUACCAUGCAUUUGUUUUAUGAGUUUUGAGGCUGUGCAAGUGCCUAUUUACUUAUAUACACUGCAAAGUGAAGCAAGCAAUGUUGCAAGCUUUGUACUGUCUAAUGAGAGUUUCAUUAGUGGACAUGUUUUGAAAAAAAGCCCAGGAGUCUUGUGGCUUUCUUCUGUUUUGACAGACACACAGAACAGUUUACAAUCUUGCGUUUGUUUUCUUCAUGUAAGUACAGCUGAGGUGUUUUACUGAAAUUUUCAUGCUAAGGUUAUUUAAUUCCGAUCUAUAUCUUGACUGGUACGAAUUCUUUUCUGUCUUUUCCUAUUCCGGUUAUUACAGUGCUAUCUGCACCAUGUCCAAACAGGACUAGUAAUGAUUCCCUUUUUUUUAAAAGGUGUUUUUACAAGAUAAAUGUUCUCUGUAUUGUGCUGCUACUUCUCUACUUUGGUACUUCAGUACUUUGCUGCUACUUUGUAUUCAAAACAAACAAGAAUUGUGGGGAUCAGUGUUGUUCAUGAGAUUUUAUCAUUGUUAUUAGUUAUCAUCUUGUGGAGAGUAACAUAGCCAUGGAUCAAGUACAAGUAUGCAGGUAAAUUUGUGAUGCUGAUGUAGAACAAUUGCAUCUGGUCUGAUUCUGAAUUCUUUAUCUUUGUAAACUAAAGUUCAUUGAAAUUAAAAGCUGCUGAUAGUAAACAACUGUGAACAGUAAGAUUGAUUACAGUCUUUGUGCUGGGCUGUGUAUCAGAACUCAUAACUAGAUAUAAAAAGGACAUUGUGUCAUAUGUGGAGUGCCAAUAACAUUUAUAGGGAUUAUUUUCAUGAUUACACUAGUUUUAAAGCUUAAUUUCCACUUUUAUCUACACCCCAACAGUAGACAAAUACUCCAUUAAAUACACAAAAUAUGUACAUGUCAUUGAUUCUA